AUGGCUCUUAAGAGAAUUAACAAGGAGCUCACCGACCUGGGCCGUGACCCGCCCUCGUCUUGUUCUGCAGGUCCCGUUGGCGAAGAUCUUUUCCACUGGCAAGCGACUAUUAUGGGACCUGGUGACUCUCCCUACUCUGGUGGUGUCUUCUUCCUAGCCAUUCACUUCCCUACCGACUAUCCCUUCAAGCCCCCCAAGGUCAACUUCACCACCCGCAUCUACCACCCCAAUAUCAACUCCAACGGCAGCAUCUGCCUCGACAUUCUGCGAGACCAGUGGAGUCCAGCGUUGACCAUCUCGAAGGUGCUCCUUUCGAUUUGUUCUAUGCUCACCGACCCCAACCCCGACGACCCGCUGGUUCCCGAGAUCGCCCACGUGUACAAGACGGAUCGAGCCCGGUAUGAGGCUACAGCUAGGGAAUGGACUCGCAAGUACGCAGUUUAA
Molecule: messenger RNA, 444 nt
Organism: Scedosporium apiospermum
Lineage: Eukaryota; Fungi; Ascomycota; Sordariomycetes; Microascales; Microascaceae
Product: Ubiquitin--protein ligase
Exons: 5
Coding region: 1-444 (147 amino acids)
Biological process (GO): protein polyubiquitination; ubiquitin-dependent protein catabolic process
Cellular component (GO): nucleus
Molecular function (GO): ubiquitin conjugating enzyme activity
Source: RefSeq, a predicted model, not a curated record